GACCAGGUCAUUGUUUGUCUGUGCCAUGCGAAAUGUAGAAAGUUACGUUUUAUUCCUUUUGAUUUUACUUUGAAGUCGAGCGCCGGAUGUGUUGUGCGCGAAGACAACUAACGCGUUUGUUGGGAGCGUCAAACGGCAGCAGCAGCAUCAGGAGGAGGAAGAGGAGUAAACGCCCAACCUGCUCGCCUCCAUCCAUCUCCCUCUUCCUCCAGCCCCACCGACUCCUCUCCUAUUCCUCAGGCCGCGCAGGUGCCGCCCUGAGCGGGCAAUAGGGCCGACCAGACUCCGUGGGGAAAGAUGGCCUUUUAACGUUCGGACUAAAAGCAGGAGAGACAUGCUGCCUUCCUCUUCCUCCUCCUCCUCCUCCUCCCUUUACCUCUUCCUCCUCCUCCUCCUGCGGACCUCCUCCUCCCCCGCCUCGGCUGACAGGCGCUUCGGUUGUCUGUUCAAGCAAGAUCUUUGUACGCCAGUCGAGCUUUGCGUCAACGACGGGAUGUUUGGGAGGUGCCACUCCGUCCCGGUGAAUGACGUUGACUCGUACGACGUCACCCUGCCUGUUGUACAACACUUUAGGCUUCUGCUGGACAAGAUGGCCGCCGCGGGUUUGACAUGGGAGGAUGACACCACCCAGCAUGUUUUGGCUAAAGGACUCUCCAAAGUCAGGAGGAUUCCUCACUGGCCGCCACUGAGCGCCUCCGCCGACAACACAGACAGCAGGCCUGCAGCCAAAGCGAUGGACCCGGUGGUCCAGGGGCUGAAGCCGCUGGAGGCCGAGCUUAGUAGGAACCUGCACACAUACCUCCAGCGUCUCGGACUCCUCCCGAAGGUGGGCAGCGCUGAAGGCCUAAGCACGAGCAGUCUAGUCCAAUCAGACCUGUACAGCUCCGUGUCAGAUCCGACGAGUUUGAAGGCGUCUUCAUCCUUCAAAGUGAAACAGAACACAUCCGCGGAUAGGCUCCAAGUUCUCCUGAGUACCCUGAGGCAGCUUUUCUCCACGCAGCCCGACACCUUGGCCCGCCUCAGACCCGUCUACACCCACGGAACGGAAGCUUCUGCCCCCAAGAACGUUAAAUCUAGACCCAAAACUCCAGGAGCAUCUGCCAAGGACCCUCUCACAGUAGUAGAUGAGAAAUUCAUCCUGAACGUGUUAAGGAACAUCGGCAGGCAGCACCUGGACGUGGACAACCUGACGCCGCAUGACAUGGACCAGCUGUCCAACCUCAUUGUGGACGCCCUGCAAGUGGUGGACAAGGACCGGACCGCGGACCAGGAACGCAUCCGAUCUGGGCCGAGAGACUUGGGAGGUGAGCUGAGUGAUGGGAAGGAAGAAGAAAGGAAGGAGACUCCCAGAGAUGAGGAGAAGAUUACAGAGGACGCUCCAAUUUUGAUGACCUCUUCUGAUCCACCUCAAGAAGUCCAAUCGCUGACUAACGAUGACCAAGCGAAGGACAAGGCUGGUGGUGAAGACGUAUUCAGCAAACUUCUGGCCUACUUGGACCAAAGAGCCUCUUCCUCUUUGUCAUCCACGGCUUCUCCUCCUCGGCGUCGGAUGGGCCUUGAGAAUGUCCGCAGCCGCACCAGCGAGACAGGCGUGUUGGUGCAGAAGAAGGAUGCCACACAGUCGGUGGAGGAAAUGUCUGAGGUAGUGGGCUGGGUGAAGGAGGUUUCCCCGCAACCGGGUGCGGUCAAAUACCAGGAAACGCGGCAGAAGAUGCCCGACGAACUCCAGCUGGAUGUCAAGGCCGGCGGGAAGGAGGCGGACAACGACUUCGGAUAUGUCAUCACAGACACAGACAGUCUACAAACAGACCAAGGUCUGCAUAUGAUGGAAAUCCUGGCUCGCAUGGCCAAAAUCCAAAUCACCGACUUUGCAGAGUUGUCGGUGGUGGGCCCGGCAGUGACGUUCAAAGUGAGCCCCAACCGGCAGAACGUCAACACGGCAGAUGUGGCCCGAGUGGCAGUGACACAGAAAUCAUCGCUGGAGAAGGAAGCCAAGCUCAGCAUCCUGGAGGCGGGAGUUGCAGACGGCAGCGAGAUCUCGGCGAUCCCGGGCAAGUAUAGCCAGGCUGAGUCCACCAAGUUCCUGGCCCUGACGGUGGCGUCCAUCUUAUGCAUUGUGGGAGUGCUGCUGGCGUCCAGCGUGGUGUAUUGCCUGCGACACCGGUCGCACCACAAACUCAAGGAGAAACUCACCAACCUGGGAGCGGACGCUGGCCAAGAUGCCACCGCCACAUACCAGGAGCUGUGCCGUCAGCGCAUGGCUGUCAAGCCUCCAGCAGAGCGUCCGGAGCCGACCUCGUCCAGGAUCAACAGCGUGUCUUCACAGUUCAGCGACGGCGGUGGCGGCGCUUCGGCCGUCAGCCCGUCGGCCCGAAGCAGCCUCUCGUCCUGGAGCGAGGAGCCCGCUCAGCCCAACAUGGACAUCUCCACCGGGCACAUGAUCCUGUCAUACAUGGAGGACCACCUGAAGAACAAGAACCGCCUGGGGAAGGAGUGGGAGGCGCUGUGUGCCUACCAGGCCGAGCCCAACGCCUGCAUGGCAGGCCUGAAGGACGGAAAUGCCAAGAAGAAUCGCUCGCUCGCCGUGGUGGCCUACGAUCAUUCGCGCAUCACCUUGCGACUGGAGAACAGUCAAGGCAACUCGGACUACAUCAACGCCAGCCCCAUUAUGGAUCAUGACCCACGGAACCCAGCCUACAUCGCCACGCAAGGCCCGCUGCCGUCCACCGUGGCUGACUUCUGGCAGAUGGUUUGGGAGAACGGCUGCGUGGUGAUCGCCAUGCUUACGCCGUUGGUGGAGAGCGGUGUGAAACAGUGCUACCACUACUGGCCUGACGAAGGCUCCAAUCUCUAUCACAUCUACGAGGUCAACUUGGUGUCCGAGCACAUCUGGUGCGAUGACUUCUUGGUGCGUAGCUUCUACUUAAAGAACAUGCAGACCAAUGAGACACGGACCGUCACGCAGUUCCACUUCCUGACUUGGCUCAACCAGAACGUCCCCGAGACCAGUCGCACCCUCCUGGAUUUCCGCAGGAAAGUGAACAAGUGUUACCGCGGACGCUCCUGUCCAAUCAUCGUGCACUGCAGCGACGGCGCUGGCCGAAGCGGGACGUACAUCCUUAUCGACAUGGUCCUCAACAAGAUGACGAAAGGUGCCAAGGAGAUCGAUAUUGCGGCCACUCUGGAGCACCUGCGAGACCAAAGGCCUGGGAUGGUCCAGACCAAGGAUCAGUUUGCGUUUGCGUUGACGACGGUGGCUGAAGAAGUGAACGCCAUCCUCAAAGCUCUUCCUCAGUAGGAAGGACCGACCACAAGAGCGACUAAGCAUCUCCCUGCUCCUGCUGGUUAUCUCGGCUCGUUUGUCCUCUCGACGUCCGUCCUUCCCCCUCUUCUUUCUCUUCUUCUUCUCUACUUUGUCACCUGGAUUUGCUUGUCAUCAUGUGAAUCCUCGGUCUUCUCUUUCCAAUCUCUAUUUGGCCUUGUGGUAUUUAAAUGAAUUUGAAUGAAAAAUGCUCGCUUUUCUUUCAGAAUAACUUUGGAAUACUCCAAAACACUUAAAAGGCUCCUUGACUUGAUUGACGACACUCGAAUGCAUCAAUGGAAAAUAUUCUGUUUAUCUAGCUUUAAGCUUUCUAGCCAAGGUUUCCUAUCAUCCUUGACGUCAUUAUUGUCGCGAUGAUAAUUUUGAUCUGUAGUCACUUGAGAACUUAUAACUCAUCAGUCCACGGAAUGACGUUCCCCAGGGCACAGUUCGAAAGCUUAGGCUUUUUACACUGGUGCCUUGACUUCACAAGUUUUUCCACUUACGAGCCGUGGCGUGGCAACUAUUGCCCUGUUAUGCGGGCAAGGAGAGCCACAGUCGCCGUUUGUUGAACGGCGCUACCGAACCGACUCCAGAUCGUGACACCGCUCACUAGGCCACACCCCUUAAAAGGACACACCCAACACACCAGUCCAGUAAUUUCACUUCAGUUAAUUUCUUUACAUUGUCUUUUAUUAUGUUUUUUUUUGUUUUCAAUGAAACACAUAACAAAAUAAUAUACAGUGAACCCUCACAUAUUCACAUUCAUAUUUACAACUCUUGCUCUUCUCAUUUUUUGUUGUAAAUUUAGUUUUAAGGUUUUUUGUGCGAAUGACUUUUUUCCAUUAAAUUUUGAAUACUUGGUUUUUGUCAGUUUUUUUAAACAAUUUUUGUAGAAUUACAACUUUUUUCCUGGUCAGGCAGGGCGUGGCUUAGAGGGUCGUUGGUUCAUAUCCCCGCCUGAGCACUGUCUUCAUUCAUCGCGGGGGUUACGUUCCAGAAUAAGUAGCAGUGACCAUGUAUUUUAUAUAUAUAAAUCUUUAUGCAUAAUACCAAUCAAAAAUACAGUACAUGCAUGUGAGGUGCCGGUAUAAUCUUUUUCCACUUGGGGUUGCCAUCGUCACGUUCCACACAUCAAUAUCUGCAACUUUGAGUGUUUGUGGCUUUAAAAGGCGGGGUCUGCCCUGGUGAAUGACAUGGGAGUCAGCGAAUGAGAGAGUAGUUGGCUCAAGAUAGCGGCUAGCUGUUAACUGGCUAACUGCUAGUCAGUCUGCGUGUUGAGUGCACAGGCGGCUGAGUAUCCUUGACAACCUGUAGAGGGAUUACAAUUGGUUCUAAGUAACGGUGAUAGGCUAUAUUAAGUUAGCUAACAAUGUUUACCAUAAACGUACAGUUCUGUAAGUCAGUUUUGCUGUGCAGUCAACACAUUACACUUUAUUUUCUUUUUUUAAGUGUGAAAUGAUCCCAAACUUUGCACAUUGUGUUUUACGCACUCUUUCCUCCUGGCGCUUACAAUUAACAUUAACGUUAGUCCAUUUGGAAAAAUGAUCACUGCAAAAUUCCACGGUGUCGUGAAAAAUGUCAUAUAAAAGAAGAUAGAGCAUGUAUGAUUUAAAAAUCAGCGAUACAGUGGGAAUGUGAGAAGUGAACCGUGAUGUGGCGAGGGACGACAAUGUUGAACUGAGUUGAGGAGCUUCAUUUGGACAAAAGUAGUGCUUUCCCGUUAACCUGUGGCAUCUAUAGGCAAUUACAAGCAUUUUGAUUGCGCAUGGAUUUUCACUAUUGGUGGCAGGGCUCUGCCCCUAAACACUGUACGAGCAAAUUAAACUGUUAAGUUGAGGUACCACUGUAUUAUGUUGUAUUAUGCAUAAUAGCAGUAAAUUGGAGGUUGUGAGUUUCGUAAAAUGAAGACAAAUGGAGAUGUUUUUGUCUGUCGCAUGUAUGGUUAUUCCUUUAUUCAAAUUCCCGGACUCGUUAUGGUCUCGAUGGGGCCGUCCGUCUUCACUUCCAGACGCACAACGUUUUAGCUACAAUAGUUGUACAAAAAUCAAAGUGGUAGCUGUACGAACUGUCAGCAUGAGACAUUUUUGUGCGUAAAGUCAAGAUGAAAAUGCUCUUCCAGGCUUGAGUCAUUUUUGGCAUCAUAACGGUUGAUUUUAGAUGUGAUAAUCCGUUUUUUUGUUUAUUUGUGAUGUUUUGUUGUAUUACCCAUGUGAUUCCCACGGCCCAAUUUAUUUCAGUGGCUACUCGUGCAUGGCUUUAACUCAGCAAACAGUCAAACUAUAUAUUAUAUAGACGUAUAUUGUAUAGUCUAUGACCAGGAUUAAAGGAAGCAUUCAACUAUUCUUUGAUGGUUGUUUGAUUGAUUUGAUGUCCGUGUGCAAGUACAACUCCAAACACACACACACACGCACAGGAAGCAUCAGCACAGAAAACCAACAAAAGCUAUUUUGUUCUAUUGGUGUCAAUAAAGUCGUAUUGUCAGUGUC
This is a messenger RNA of Phycodurus eques (leafy seadragon), 5790 nucleotides long. RefSeq names its product receptor-type tyrosine-protein phosphatase N2-like. The transcript has 23 exons. Gene Ontology annotation, molecular function: protein tyrosine phosphatase activity. The record is from RefSeq and is a predicted model, not a curated record. Gene Ontology annotation, biological process: protein dephosphorylation. Gene Ontology annotation, cellular component: secretory granule. Lineage: Eukaryota; Metazoa; Chordata; Actinopteri; Syngnathiformes; Syngnathidae. Bases 335 to 3298 code for a protein of 987 amino acids.